This is a messenger RNA of Musa acuminata AAA Group (dessert banana), 894 nucleotides long. Its product is annotated as probable histone H2A variant 3. Gene Ontology annotation, molecular function: protein heterodimerization activity; DNA binding; structural constituent of chromatin. Gene Ontology annotation, biological process: heterochromatin formation. Gene Ontology annotation, cellular component: nucleosome; chromatin. NCBI's taxonomy places the organism in Eukaryota, Viridiplantae, Streptophyta, Magnoliopsida, Zingiberales, Musaceae. The coding region runs from base 283 to 687 and encodes 134 amino acids. The record is from RefSeq and is a predicted model, not a curated record. The transcript is spliced from 3 exons.
CGAAGUUAGAAAGCGGGAGGACGAGGAGGAGGUAAACUUCCCCCUUGCGCUACCUCUCUCUCUCCCCCUCUUAAUGUGCUUCGGAUCUAGGGUUUUGCGCUCGAAUCGAUUAGGGUUUCUCCGCCUUCGGUUCUGAUCUGGCCUACCAUUUCGCCCCUUCCCUCUUUGCGACCAGAUCUGGAGGUUUCGCGGACGGAGUUUGGGUUCUUCUGUCCUACCCCUGUAUUUCUUGUUGGUUUUCUUUUGAACGAGUUUUUCUUGGGUUUUGCGAAGUUGGAAGAGAUGGCGGGAAAGGGAGGGAAGGGGCUCCUUGCGGCGAAGACGACGGCGGCGAACAAGGACAAGGACAAGAAGAAGCCGGUAUCCCGGUCUGCCCGAGCCGGUUUGCAGUUUCCUGUUGGCCGUAUCCAUCGGCAAUUGAAGUUGAGGAUUCAAGCAAAUGGUCGGGUUGGAGCAACUGCAGCUGUCUACUCAGCAGCAAUAUUGGAGUACUUGACAGCAGAAGUGUUGGAGCUUGCUGGGAACGCGAGCAAGGAUCUCAAGGUGAAGCGUAUCACUCCACGCCACCUUCAGCUAGCCAUUCGAGGAGAUGAGGAGCUUGAUACUCUCAUUAAGGGCACUAUUGCUGGUGGUGGAGUCAUCCCCCACAUUCACAAGUCCCUCAUUAACAAGUCUUCGAAAGAGUGACUGUGUCAUUUUCGUUGGAUGGAUUUGCAGUUAGUGGAUACGUGUGCUUCGUUAGAUCAGUGAUUUUGUUGUUUCAAUUGUGAAACCUAAAGUGGAUUAUUUGAGCAAAACGAUGACUGUCUUCCUACUAGAUUUUCUGGGAUUAGCCGCCAGUGUCAAGACUUUUGUUUAGCUUUAAUAUUUAUUUAGCAUAUAUGCUAACAUCAA